AUGGCUGCGGAAAACCCUCCCUCGCAGAGCCGUCUUUCGACGCGCAUCUCCCUCCGUUGGGUCCCCGAGCCCGCCUUCGAAAAUACUGACACGAUAGUGAUGUCGGUCGCCGGCUGGUAUGCUGACCUUCGCGUUGACAAGGCCUCCGGCGAUAUCGACUGGGCUAUUGCGGGCCAGCGAGUUGUCGAUGAUGCGGAUUCCACUCGGGUGUCGUUCACCCAUGAACUCGAUUCCCAGAACUCGUUUGAUGCGGUCGACUGCGGUACAUUCUCCACUCUUCCCAAUGGCGAUGAUCUUGAGAAGGGCUCGAUGCCUCGUGCGGACCUCCCUGGCUCCCCGGUGGCGGAAUAUGAGGAAGUCUGGCGUGAGCUGAAGUUUCGGCAAGGCCCAGAGGGCUCUGAUAAGGGUCUUUCGUGGGUUCUUGAGUCAAAGCAGAAAUCCCUGGAGGAAGGGGAGGAGGUUGAAGUGGAAAGGACUUUCCUUGGAAGAGUCUGGGGUACAUACCUGGCUCUGCGCCAGGUUCAGAUACAUACUCGUCCCAGAGGUUCAUCUGCGACUGUUAUCAAAGAAGGAAGGGAAGUCAGUGCCAGGAGGGAGGAAUGGGACUCUGCUUCCGGUUGGCAGCUCAAGUACUCCAUCGGUCCCGCCGGAGCUCAGCUACCAUCUCUGGCCCAAACUCUCGACGAUGGACCAUGGCAGACUGGUCAGACAAUUACACUUGAAGGUAAAGAAUACAUUGUCAGAGGAUUCGAAAGAAUAGUCUAA
Messenger RNA from Aspergillus niger, 765 nucleotides. RefSeq lists its product as uncharacterized. Bases 1 to 765 code for a protein of 254 amino acids. NCBI's taxonomy places the organism in Eukaryota, Fungi, Ascomycota, Eurotiomycetes, Eurotiales, Aspergillaceae. The record is from RefSeq and is a predicted model, not a curated record. The transcript is spliced from 2 exons.